AAACUGAAACCUACACUAUACAUUUACUACUACGUACCAAGUAAAGUGCUGAUUCAUUCUCUGCUCCGAUAGCCGACAGCUGUUUGUUUUCCAGCGUUGGAACAAAUAUUCAGAUCCUUAACUUAAGUAGGUAACAAUAGCACACUGUUAAACGAUCAAAACAAUUCUGAUUUUUAAUUCACGACAGAUAACCAGUGAAGGAGAGAACAGUGACGGAGCAAAAGACGACAGCAGAUUGACAAUCACCUCUCAUGGCUGCAUUUCUGUUCCUGUUGUUCCAUCUGUCUGUAGCAGCAUCUGAUUUGAUCGUGGUAGUGCACACUGGAGAGGAUGCCAUUCUGCCAUGCAAGGCCGCUGACGUCCCCAUCAGAGCUGUAGAGUGGAGCAGACCUGACCUGGAGCCACCAGAGUACGUCCUGUUCUACAGAGAUGGACACAUGGACACAACCCACCAGCAUCCAUCCUAUAAGGGCAGAGUGCAGCUGGUGGACAGAGAUCUGAAGGAUGGAGACAUGUCUUUAAUUCUGAAGAAUGUGAGGAUACAGGACAGAGGAAUAUACGAGUGUAGAGUAGCAUCAGUUGGUUUCACACGUACAAAGAGAGCAAUCAUUAAUUCGGAGCCAAUCAGAACCAUCCAUCUGCAGGUUACAGGUUCAAACAGUGGACACUACAAGGAUGGAAACUCCACUCCUGUAGGCCUAUACAUUGGAUUGGGAGUAUUUUUUGCACUGCUUUUUUUAACGGGACAGUUAAUGGUGGACAGAUGGCUAUUUCAGUUAGAUUAGAUUAGAUUAGAUUAGAUUAGAUUAGAUCAGAUUCAACUUUAAUGUC
Sander lucioperca (pikeperch) is the source of this 831-nucleotide messenger RNA. RefSeq names its product butyrophilin subfamily 1 member A1-like. The record is from RefSeq and is a predicted model, not a curated record. The coding region runs from base 252 to 785 and encodes 177 amino acids. Lineage: Eukaryota; Metazoa; Chordata; Actinopteri; Perciformes; Percidae. The transcript is spliced from 3 exons.